GUAAACUUGAAGAAGUUGUUAAAGAGGCCAUUAAGAAAAAGUUUUUAGUUUAUGGGUUGUCUGAACACUGCCCUAGGUAUAGAAUUCAAGAUUUAUAUCCUGAAGAGUCUCAUCUUCAACCAUCUGACCUUUCCAAAACUUUUUCCGAAUUCGUGAUAGAAGCACGUCGGCUUCAAGAAAAAUAUAAAUCUCAAAUAACUCUAUUGGUUGGCUUAGAAUCGGAAAAUAUUACAAGUUCAUCGACAACCGAAAUUCGAAAUUUAGUUUCUCAAUAUAAUCUUGAUUAUUGGGUCGGAUCAGUUCAUCAUGUUAAUGAAACGCCAAUUGAUACGGAUCUAGAAACUUUUGAAAUUGCGCUUUCAAAAUCUGCUAUUUCAAACAGUCAUACUGAAGGAAAUGCGAAUUCACUCGAAGAGAAUUUAUUUGCAUCGUAUUUUGAUGCUCAAUACCAAGUAUUAAAAGACCUUAAACCAAUGGUGGUUGGCCAUUUUGAUGUUAUUCGUAUACACAGGCCAAACUUCGAAUUAACAGAUUUUUUGCGUAAGAAAAUUGAAAGAAAUAUAGAGUUUGUUGUGGAAUAUGGAGGAUUGUUUGAAAUUAAUGCUGCUGGAUUUAAAAAAUCACAAUUACAAUGUGCCUAUCCUCAAAGAGAUAUUCUUAAGUUGAUAAUAGAAAAAGGCGGAAAAUUAACGAUUUCUGAUGACUGUCAUGGUCCACAAGCUGUUGGAAUGAAUUACCACAAACUUUACGAUUAUUUAAAAGAAUUCAAUAUCAAUGAAUUAUAUUAUUUAGAUAUUGAUUUUGAAAAGCCAAAAGAGGGUAGAAAGGUUGUUGUAAAGGUUAUGAGAAACGUAUUAGAACUUGAUUUUUGGAAUGGAGAGUUUUAA
Dentiscutata erythropus is the source of this 887-nucleotide messenger RNA. Lineage: Eukaryota; Fungi; Glomeromycota; Glomeromycetes; Diversisporales; Gigasporaceae. The record is from the annotation of a GenBank genome assembly.